Neoarius graeffei (lesser salmon catfish) is the source of this 4631-nucleotide messenger RNA. RefSeq names its product glycogen debranching enzyme-like. Lineage: Eukaryota; Metazoa; Chordata; Actinopteri; Siluriformes; Ariidae. Gene Ontology annotation, biological process: glycogen biosynthetic process; glycogen catabolic process. The coding region runs from base 1 to 4623 and encodes 1540 amino acids. The transcript is spliced from 33 exons. The record is from RefSeq and is a predicted model, not a curated record. Gene Ontology annotation, molecular function: amylo-alpha-1,6-glucosidase activity; 4-alpha-glucanotransferase activity.
AUGCUCCACCGUGGACAGACCAGGGUGCUCCUGCUCAAUAACAUGGAGAGACUGGAGAAGACUCUGUUUCGCCUGGAGCAAGGCUUUGAGCUCCAGUUCCGACUAGGUCCAACUUUGCAGGGGAAGAAUGUGCGUGUCCACACCAAUUACCCUGCACCACAGCAAAAAUUCAACAGGUGUGAGUUUCAUGUCCUGGAGUGGAUCAACCCCAGUGGGAAGGAGGAUGAUUCGGACAAGUAUUGCAAACUGGACCUUGAGAUAGCUGGCUCCUACCAGUAUUACUUCGGGUGUGGGGCUGAGGAGAAAACGGGGGGUGGCUAUUUUGUUGUGGACCCAGUGCUACGAGUGGGCCAUGAAAAAAAGGUGCUCCCUUUGGACAGCAUCACCUCCCAGACGUACCUGGCUAAGUGCCUUGGGCCACUGGAUGACUGGCUAGACCGGCUCAGAGUGGCCAAGGAAACAGGGUACAAUAUGAUCCACUUGACGCCAUUGCAGAAGUUGGGUGAGUCACGUUCCUGCUACUCGAUUGCUGACCAGCUGGAGCUGAACCCAGAUUUCUCCCCUCCGGGAAAGAAUUACACAUGGAUGGAUGUGGGAAACCUGACCGAGAAGAUCAUGAAAGAGUGGAACAUGGUUUGCAUCACAGAUGUCGUGUACAACCAUACAGCAGUUAAUAGUAAAUGGCUCAAACUCCAUCCUGAGUGUAGCUACAACCUGGCAAAUUCACCGCACUUAAAGCCAGCCUGGAUACUGGAUCGAGCUCUUUGGCAUUUCAGCUGUGACGUUGCCAAUGGAAAAUACAGUGACCGAGGCCUACCAGCUCGAGUUGAAGAUGAGAAGCAGCUCAAUACACUCCGUAAACUCCUGUGGCAGGAGGUUUUUGCUCAGCUGAAGCUCUGGGAGUUUCUCCAGGUGAAUGUGGAAAGAGCCGUGGAGCAGUUUUAUAAACUUCUGCAGGCCAAUUGUAAACAGCCUGGGACAGAAAUAGAGAAGAGACAGAAGCUGGAGAUCAUACAGGAUCCGCAGUUCAAACGCUUUGGCAGCACAGUGGACAUGAAAGUGGCACUGGACAUGUUUGGCAGGCACACAAACGGCCUGUCAGCAAUGCAAGUGUGCUGUGAUGUGUUCAAGAAGAGUUUGGAGGAGUUGAAUAUGGAGUGCUAUAAGGAAAUGCACAACCAUCAUGAGAAGGCUGUCAACUGCAUAGUGGAGACUAUGAGAUAUGAGCGUCUUGCUGCAAAUGGUCCCAAACUUGGUUUGGUGACCAAGAAACAUCCUUUGGUGCUGAGAUAUUUCACCUUCCCAUUUGAGGACAUGUCAAUGGAGAAGGAAGAAAUGCUGCUCCAGAAUGCAGAUGAUGCAUGUCACCUCCAAGCUCACAACGGAUGGGUGAUGGCAGAUGAUCCUCUCAGGAACUUUGCAGAACCAGGCUCUAAUGUCUACUUGCGGAGAGAACUAGUCUGCUGGGAUGACAGCGUGAAGCUCCGUUAUGGCAAUAAGCCUGAGGACUGUCCUUAUCUGUGGGAACACAUGAAGAAGUACACCGAGAUAACGGCCAAACACUUCUGUGGUGUACGGUUGGACAAUUGCCAUUCAACACCUCUACAUGUGGCUGAGGCAAUGUUAGCUGCUGCCAGGGCAGUCAGGCCCAAUCUAUAUGUGAUCGCUGAGCUCUUUACAGGCAGUGACCAGCUCGACAAUACUUUUGUUAACCGUCUGGGGAUUACGAGUCUCAUCAGAGAGGCAAUGAGCGCUGGGGACAGUCAUGAGGAAGGCAGGCUGGUGUAUCGAUUUGGUGGAGAACCUGUUGGUUCCUUCAUCCAGCCCAAACUAAGGCCUUUGGUUCCAGGCAUAGCGCAUGCUAUGUUCCUUGAUGUUAGUCAUGACAAUGAGUGUCCUGUCAAGGUCCGAUCUGUGUAUGACUGCCUCCCUAGCUCUGCAAUUGUGUCUAUGGCGUGUUGUGCCACAGGCAGUACUCGAGGAUAUGAUGAGCUGGUUCCUCAUCAGAUAUCUGUGAUCUCAGAGGAGCGGCUGUACCCCAGAUGGAACUCUGAUGCCCUGCCUUCAUCUCCUGGGGAGGUGAACCUCCAGUCAGGCAUCCUGGCAGGGAAGCUGGCACUCAACAGGCUUCACCAUGAGAUGGCUGAGAAGGGUUUCACACAGGUCUAUGUAGACCAGCUGGAUGAAGACAUUGUCGCUGUAACCAGGCAUUGUCCAAGCACACACCAAUCUGUGGUGACUGUGUCUCGAACAGCUUUUAAAAACCCCAAAACAUACCACUACAGGGAAGGAGUGUCUCCUAUGUUCAUACCAGGCCAGAUAAAUGAAGUGAUCCUGGAGGCACGUACAGUGGAGAGAGACACUGACCCCUAUGUGAAAGACAAGAAGUGCAUAAACGGCUUGCCUGAGUACACGGUGGAGCUCAAGGAACAACUCCAGCUUAAAGACAGCCAAGUUGUGAAACAAGGAGAUGCUACAACAAAUUGUAGCAAUGACUUUGUACAGGAGGUCAUGUUUGAUCAUCUCACUCCAGGCAGCGUGAUUGCUUUCAGGGUGAGUCUGGACCCCAAAUCUCGGGACUUGGUGGGUUUCCUGCGUACUCAGCUCUAUCAGUUUAAUCGCCUGUACAAAUUGGGCAGUCUGACCGACCCAGAUGUUCCUGGCAUCCUGAAAAAUCCCCUGGAAUUCCUCAUCUCCAAACUGUCCUUGGCUGAGCUGAAUGUCUUGCUGUUCCGCUGCAAUGGCGAGGAGAGGGAAGACGGUGGAGGAUGCUACAAUAUCCCAUCUUGGAGGUCUCUCAAGUAUGCAGGCCUUCAAGGGUUCAUAUCAGUACUUUCUGAAAUUCGGCCCAAGAAUGACCUCGGCCACCCCUUUUGCAACAACCUGAGGGAAGGCGACUGGAUGCUCGAUUACAUUAGUUCUCGUCUCAUGAAUAAAGGCGGCGCUUUAAGUGAGGUGGGGAAAUGGUUCCAUGCCGUAUUUGUUUACCUAAAGGGAAUCCCACGCUAUCUCAUUCCAUGUUACUUUGAUGCCAUCAUUGCUGGGGCAUACACUACAGCUGUGAAUGUUGUUUUCAACAAGAUGUCAAGCUUUGUGCAGGUUGGUUCAACCCUAGUGAAACAGUUGGCAUUGGGCUCAGUGCAGAUGUGUGGUGUGGGCCCUGUGCCUGCUCUCCCUGCUCUUUCUCCUACCCUGCAAGAUGUCCCAUGUCGCCUUAACGCCAUCACCAAACAGAAUGAGCAGUGCUGUGUGUCACUUGCUGCAGGCUUGCCUCAUUUCUCAUCUGGAAUUUUCCGCUGCUGGGGCCGAGACACGUUCAUAGCCCUUCGUGGCCUCAUGCUGGCCACUGGGAGACAUGUAGAGGCAAGGAACAUUAUCCUGGCCUUUGCUGGUACUCUGAGACAUGGCCUGAUCCCCAACUUGCUUGGUGAGGGCAUAAAGGCUCGCUACAACUGUCGGGAUGCUGUGUGGUGGUGGCUGCAGUGCAUCCAGGACUACUGCGCUAUAGUCCCCAAUGGCUUAGAGAUCUUGUCCUGCCCUGUAUCACGCAUGUACCCUACAGAUGAGUCUGAACCCCAGCCUGCAGGCACUGUGGACCAGCCUCUGUAUGAUGUCAUCCAGGAGGCAAUGGAGCGCCACACACAAGGCAUUGAAUUCAGAGAGCGGAAUGCCGGGCCACAGAUUGACUGUAACAUGAGAGAUGAAGGAUUUAAUGUUCAUGCAAAAGUCGACCCAGAAACAGGCUUUGUAUAUGGGGGAAAUCGAUUCAACUGUGGGACGUGGAUGGACAAAAUGGGUGAGAACAACAAAGCAGGGAAUCAUGGGAUACCAGCAACACCCAGAGAUGGCUCUGCAGUGGAGAUUGUGGGUCUUUGCAAGUCCACCGUGCGCUGGUUGACCCGUUUGAAUCAAAGUGGUCACUUCCUUUACUCUUCUGUCAGUAUCCAGAGAGAUGGUGAAACUUGCACUAUGUUGUACGAGGAGUGGAACCGCAGGAUCCAGGAUAACUUUGAGAAGAUGUUCUAUGUGUCACCUGAUCCAAAGGAAAAACAUGAAAAACAUCCAGAGCUAGUGCACAAAAGAGGCAUUUACAAAGACACCUAUGGUGCCUCCAGUCCCUGGUGUGACUAUCAGCUACGGCCUAAUUUCACCAUUGCCAUGGUGGUGGCUCCUGAACUGUUUACACUGGAUAGAGCAUGGAAAGCUUUAGAAAUUGCUGAAAAGAAACUACUUGGGCCUCUGGGAAUGAAGACUUUAGAUCCAGAUGACAUGGUUUACUGUGGCGUCUAUGACAACGCUCUGGACAACGACAACUACAACAUCGCUAAAGGCUUCAAUUACCACCAAGGACCUGAGUGGCUUUGGCUGGUCAGUUACUUCCUAAGAGCCAAACUGUAUUUUGCCAAGCAGAUGGGCCAGGAAGUAUACAACCAGACUAUGAUUCUAGUCAAAAACGUUCUCUCCAGGCAUAACACCCACUUGGAAAGGUCUCCUUGGAAAGGUUUACCUGAACUGACCAAUGAGAACGGACAACACUGCCCUUUCAGUUGUGAGACACAAGCCUGGUCCAUUGGAACAAUUCUGGAAGUUCUGUAUGACCUUUGGGAUCCUAAGGACGUGUAGAUUUGCCC